AUGUCUCAGUUCCUCUCCAUCGUGGGCUGGGCCUUUCUCCCUGGCAUUGCGACGUCUUGGAUCCAGACCAUCUACUACGGUCUGACGAUUCGCGCCGGCGACCCCAAGCCCGCGCCGGGCUCCGCGCGACACACCUCGCACCGCAACACGAUUCACAUCCUCGUCGUGGCGUCGUACCUCUUGUACACCAUCUUCGAGGCCAACUACGACUUGCGCUCUGCGCCCUCGUUUUACACGGAGCUCGGCAUCCCCGUGACGGCCGCCGACCGCGACAUCAAGUCGCGGUUUCGGCGGCUCGCGGCGCUGCACCACCCGGAUAAGCUGGGUCCCGGGCGCAGCGACGCCGACGCCUCGUCGGCGUUUUUUAUGCACCUCAAGACGGCGAGCGACACGCUGCAGGACGCGGCGAAGCGGUACGCCUACGAGCGCUUCGGCCCCGCGAUGCUCGCGUGGCCGCGGUGCGUCACUGUCCGCGACUUUGUGACGCACGGCGUCGUGUACAACGUGCUGCCGUACUAUGGCCUCGCCGCCGCCACCGUGUACGCCUUUGGCCUCGUCGGCUACAUGGACUUUGCCAAGUUUUACCGCUGGCUGCUGCUCGUCGCGCUGUGCCUGCUCGAGGUGACGGUCGCGACGCGGCCCGCCUUUCCCGCGCCGCUGCGCGCCCUCAACGCCGUGCUCGGCCGCGUCGCCGGCCUGCCCCCGUAUCUGCCGUUUGAGCUCGUGCACCUCGCGCGCAAAGUCACGCUGACUGUGUAUAUUGCGCUCUCGCAGAUUGGCCCGAUUGUGCUCGCGCAGGUGGUUACCCCCUCCGCCGCGGCGGACAAGGGCGUCGAGGACGAGGACAAGGCGAUGCGGGACGGCUUGCUGCGGCUCGAGGGGCUCACCAGACAGCUGGACGCUGACGCGGCGAGGCUUAUUGAUAUGGAGCUCACGCCGUUCAAGGGCGACGAGGACAUGGCGGGCAAGAUGCGCGCAAAGAUGCGCGACUGGCUGAUCAAUAACACGAUUCGGUCGGAUCCAAUGGUCAAGGAUGCGCUGGGCCAGUCGUUUAGAAAGAGGCGCGUGGAUGCGCCUGUAGGCGCCAAGGGGAAUAGAUAG
Messenger RNA from Beauveria bassiana ARSEF 2860, 1101 nucleotides. RefSeq names its product DnaJ domain-containing protein. The record is from RefSeq and is a predicted model, not a curated record. Bases 1 to 1101 code for a protein of 366 amino acids. The transcript is spliced from 2 exons. NCBI's taxonomy places the organism in Eukaryota, Fungi, Ascomycota, Sordariomycetes, Hypocreales, Cordycipitaceae.